Messenger RNA from Striga hermonthica, 1434 nucleotides. NCBI's taxonomy places the organism in Eukaryota, Viridiplantae, Streptophyta, Magnoliopsida, Lamiales, Orobanchaceae. The record is from the annotation of a GenBank genome assembly.
AUGGCAGUGGUUGCUUCUGCGCCGGGAAAAGUUUUGAUGACUGUUGGAUAUCUUAUCCUGGAGAGGCCUAAUGCAGGGAUUGUACUAAGUACAAAUGCCCGAUUUUAUGCUAUUGUCAAGCCGCUUUAUGAGGACCUUAAACCUGACAGUUGGGCAUGGGCAUGGACAGAUGUGAAACUGACAUCUCCUCAGAUGGGUAGAGAAACUAUGUAUAAACUGUCUCUCAAGCAUCUGCAGCUACAGUGUGUAUCUUCAAGUGAUUCAAGAAACCCAUUUGUAGAAUAUGCAUUGCAAUAUGCUAUAGCAGCAGCACAUGCCACCUUUGACAAUACUAAGAAGGAGGAGCUACAUAAACUUUUGUUGCUAGGUCUUAACAUUACGAUUUUAGGCUGCAAUGAGUUCUAUUCAUAUAGAAAUCAGAUUGAAGCCCGUGGCCUGCCUCUAUCUCCCGAUUCACUGGCUUCUCUCCCACCUUUCACUUCGAUCACCUUUAAUGUAGAGGAAUCUAGUGAACAAAAGAGCAAACCCGAAGUUGCCAAAACUGGAUUGGGCUCGUCUACUGCUAUGACAACUGCAGUUGUUGCUGCUUUACUUCAUUACCUUGGAGUGGUCAAACUUUCCUUAGAAAAUAGUUCUCUUCCAGGGGAUCAAGUCUCGAAGGAACUGGAUGUCGUGCAUAUCAUAGCUCAAACUGCUCACUGUAUAGCGCAGGGAUGUUGCUCGAGGGCUUUCAAUACAAGAGGUCAUUGGAGAUGUGCUAAAAGCCAACUAGGAUCACAAGAGAACGAAUUUUCAGUUGCCACCAAUGAUGUCACUGGUACUUGGAGAACCAGGAACAGGGGGAUCCUCAACACCAUCAAUGUUGGUGCUGUUAAGAAGUGGCAAAAAUCUGAUCCUCAAGGCUCGUUCGAAACAUGGAAGAAGUUGUCGGAAGCAAAUUCAGCUCUUGAAAUGCACCUCAACAACUUAAGCCAAUUUUCAGAAACAAAUUCUGAUGCUUAUAGAAUAACCAUUGACAAAUGCAGCAAACUUACGUCUGAAAAGUGGGAAGAGGGAGCUGUGGGGCCAUACCAAAUAGAAGUGAUUAAAGCACUCUUAGGAGUUAGAGAUUCCAUGUUGUCAAUCCGGACUACUAUGCGCAAGAUGGGUGAGGCUGCCGGAAUUCCCAUAGAGCCCGAAUCACAAACCAGUAUGCUAGAUACCACGAUGAAUACAAAAGGAGUUCUAUUGGCUGGUAUUCCUGGUGCAGGUGGAUUUGACGCGGUGUUUGCCAUUACCUUGGGAGCUUCAAGCAGCAAUGUCGUGAAGGUCUGGAGUUCGCUCAAUGUUCUGGCCUUGCUAGUGAGAGAAAAUCCACGUGGCGUUCAUCUAGAGGCCAAAGAUCCACGAACUACCAAGAUUACUGACUCGGUUUCUAACAUUCAUAUUGGGUAA